CCGCAUUGCUUCAGGGUCGCGCUCAUGAGAGAGAGUAUAAGAGCCGUAUUAUGGCACCAACCUCUGACGUGCCCGACCACUCUUUGCGUCCUCUGCGCGUUUUCUGUUAGCUUCAUUGCCACAGUUCAUCGCAACAAUGGCCGAGCCGGCGAACAAUACGAGCAAGCUCGCAGGUGACAGACCUUCGGUGUACAGUGCGACGCCCCCCGACCGACAAGCCUCCACGAAGCCCAGUGUAUUCCCGCUGCCCGAAUGGCUCAAACUGUUUCUUAUAGCAGCGAUGCUCGAUAUACUGCGGCAAAUGUCGUCUGCAAUUCUGGAGCAUCUGCAUCGGGCCUGCUGGGUGACGGUGUCCUUCGAAGACGAAGAUGCUUGUUACACUUGGAUAAUGUAUUGGUUGUCCAAACAUCCGUCCUGGCGUGACGCACGCUUUGUCCAGGCGACUACUCGGAUGUAUGGUGUGCCUUCACAUGGAGUGACUGUCCCCGUUCAAGCGGAGAGGAACGGAGCUGCUCGCACCUUGAGCUACAUUCCGAGCACAAAAGCAAGGCAUACCAUGUGGUACAAUGGGUACUGGACUGUGGUCCAGCGUGAACGCGUUUACGGAGAAUACGACAUAUGCAGGGAGUCUUUGCAUAUCAGCUUCUUGACCCGUGAUAAUUCAGUCGUCGAUGAGCUUCUCGUAGAAGCCAAGCAAUGCUACGUAGAGGCGCAGAAUGAUUUCGUGUGCAUAUACGCUCAAGACGCAACCUUCACUGCCAGGGCGUGGAGACAGGUGACCGCGCGGCCAAAACGGCCAUCGAAAUCGAUUAUACUGGAGCGCGGGACGAUGGAAAGAUUGCUCCACGACGCGCGCGAUUUUCUCAACAGUGCCGACUGGUACGCCAAGCGAGGUAUUCCGUUCCGGAGAGGGUAUCUCCUUCAUGGAGCUCCUGGAACAGGCAAAACCUCCGCCAUACAGAGCCUUGCAGGCGAACUGAGUCUUGACAUCUACAUGUUGACUCUGAACCGUGCCGGGCUAGAUGACACUACUCUGCACCAGCUAGUCGCUGAACUCCCCAAACGGUGCAUAGCGCUCAUCGAAGACAUUGACGCGGUGUUCCGUCAAGAUGUCUCUUGCCGUCCUUCCGAAGAGGAGCCUAGGGAAGGUCAAUACGGUGGCACAGGGCAAGAAAAGAAGGAGGAGGCCCACUGCCGUGUGUCAUUGAGCGGUCUGCUCAAUGCCCUGGAUGGCAUCGCUGCCCAGGAAGGUCGAAUACUGUUCGCGACCACAAAUCACUACCGCGCCCUUGAUCCGGCGCUGUGCCGCCCUGGACGCAUGGACUUGCACCUCGAGUUCAAGCUCGCUAGCAAAGACCAAGCAGCGCGGCUGUUCUACCGUUUUUACUCUGAUACGCGCGACGAUGGAGACGACGAGGCGCUGUAUCAUGGUGAAGACGACCUCGGCACUCAUACUUUACAAGGAGUUGCGCCACUGAGCCCUCCCCCUACUCCUCCCCCAGCUGAGGCGAUGUCGGCGGUGGAUGACGCGGGCACCUCGUCAACGAGAGAUUCGGAGGACCCGGGCACUGAGACUGACUUGCGACAGUUAGCCGCACGUUUUGCAGAUCCUAUCCCAGAAGGACGAUUUUCGAUGGCAGACCUUCAGGGUUAUCUCAUGCUAUAUAAGGAUAAGCCGGAGGAGGGCGUCGAAGCCGUGGAGAAAUGGGUGAAAGGGCAGAAUGCGGCUACCAUGAACGCGUAGCGGGAGACGGUAGCUGGACAACGGGGGAGAGAAUAUGCCAAUACAAUUGCUUGCUCUGAGUGUCUAGUACAGUGUACUACCGUUCCUUUACCCAUGGUGGUUCCUUUACCCAUGUGCACCCAGGGCAGUCCGUCCUUGAGCCAAAAUUCUGUAAA
Rhodofomes roseus is the source of this 1899-nucleotide messenger RNA. Its product is annotated as P-loop containing nucleoside triphosphate hydrolase protein. Gene Ontology annotation, cellular component: mitochondrial inner membrane. Bases 137 to 1744 code for a protein of 535 amino acids. Lineage: Eukaryota; Fungi; Basidiomycota; Agaricomycetes; Polyporales; Fomitopsidaceae. The transcript has 8 exons. Gene Ontology annotation, molecular function: ATP binding; ATP hydrolysis activity. The record is from RefSeq and is a predicted model, not a curated record. Gene Ontology annotation, biological process: mitochondrial respiratory chain complex III assembly; protein insertion into mitochondrial inner membrane from matrix.